Acyrthosiphon pisum (pea aphid) is the source of this 396-nucleotide messenger RNA. RefSeq names its product EPM2A-interacting protein 1-like. The record is from RefSeq and is a predicted model, not a curated record. Lineage: Eukaryota; Metazoa; Arthropoda; Insecta; Hemiptera; Aphididae. Bases 1 to 396 code for a protein of 131 amino acids. The transcript has a single exon.
AUGGGAUUUAGCAAUAUUAACAGAUAUAACACAUCAUCUGAACUUGUUAAAUCUAAAACUACAAGGAAAAAAAAACUCGUAAGUACAUUGUUCGGUUCAGUAAAAGCUUUCCAAAAUAAAUUAUCUUUAUUUCUAAAUCAAAUUGAAGAAUUAAAUUUCUCCCAUUUUGAAUGUUGUGCUACUUUAAAAACAGAAGAUUGUGGUAUAUUUCUAAAACAAAGGUGCAUUAAAAUUAUUAACACACUUAUUCGUGAAUUUGAAAAUCGUUUUAAAGACAUUCGAACUAAAGAACCAAUUAUAAAUCUAUUUGAAAAUCAAUUUAAUAUAAAUCCGGAAAUUGUCGAAGCUUCUUUACAAUUAGAAAUUAUAGAACUCCAAUCUAAUAAUUCUUUAUGA